This is a messenger RNA of Coffea eugenioides, 1499 nucleotides long. RefSeq names its product aspartic proteinase-like protein 2. The record is from RefSeq and is a predicted model, not a curated record. Gene Ontology annotation, biological process: proteolysis. Gene Ontology annotation, molecular function: aspartic-type endopeptidase activity. Lineage: Eukaryota; Viridiplantae; Streptophyta; Magnoliopsida; Gentianales; Rubiaceae. The coding region runs from base 1 to 1485 and encodes 494 amino acids. The transcript has a single exon.
AUGAAUUUGCGGAGCAAUGGCGUGUUGCUGUUGGGGCUGGGCUUGGUCGUUGCAUUGCUUUUCUGUAGCGGUUUGGCAAGCGGUAAUCUAGUGUUGAAGGUGCAACACAGAUACGGAGGGCUUGGGCAUGGCAGGAGGUCCACAUUGACGGCAUUCAAGGCCCACGACGUCCAACGUCAUCGAAGAAAACUCGCCGCCCUGGAUUUUCCCUUGGGCGGUGAUGGCCGUGUCACCGGCUCCGGCCUCUAUUACACAAAGCUUGCAAUUGGGACUCCCCGGAGGAAUUUCUACGUCCAGGUGGAUACCGGAAGCGACAUUCUGUGGGUGAAUUGCGCCGGCUGCGACAACUGUCCUAAGAAAAGCAGCCUCGGCAUAGAGUUAGCGGUGUAUGACUUGAACGACUCCAAAAGUGGGAAGCAGGUGACUUGCGAUCAAGAUGUCUGCGCUCUUAUGUACAACAACCAGUAUUCGGCUUGCAAGGAUCCAAAGCCCUGUGAAUAUUCCAUUACGUAUGCUGAUAAGAGCACAAUGUCGGGUUUCUUCGUCACGGACACCAUCCAAUUCGAUCAGGUCACCGGGAACCUUCAAACGCAUCCCAAUGCCAACGGGAUUGUAUCUUUCGGGUGCUCAGUUAAGCAAUCAGGGACACAGCAUACAUCCACGGACAGAGUUAGCGGGAUAGUCGGUUUCGGGCAAGCCAAUUCCUCCAUCAUAUCCCAGCUCGCUGAGUCCGGAAAGGUUAAGAAAACAUUUUCGCACUGCCUGGAUGCCAAGAAUGGGGGAGGGAUAUUUGUUAUAGGACAAGUGGUGGAUCCCAUAGUAAAUUCGACGGCUUUGGUGGCGGAUGAUGGUGAUGACCUACUCGAACAUUACAAUGUGAUGAUGAAAAGAGCCGAGAUAGAGGGUGAAAUUUUUGACAUCCCAACUGAGAGCUUCUUUGAUACAGGACGGAAGACGGUGAUCGACAGCGGUGCAACCUUGGCUUAUUUUCCUGCUGAAGUCUACGACCUGAUCAUGGAAAAGGUCACCGCACGGCAAUCUAAUUUCAAGACUCACAUUGUUGAGCAGCAGCUCAAAUGCUUCUACUUCAAUGGCAACAUUGACGAUGGUUUCCCAACCAUAACUUUUCAUUUUGCCGGCUCAGUUAGCAUGCCAGUUUUGCCGCAUGAAUAUUUCAUCCACCUUCAAGACAAUGAGUGGUGUAUCGGUUUUCAGAGGGGUGGAUUGCAGACACAAGAUGGACACGAACUGAUUUUAUUGGGAGAUACAAUAUUGUCAAACAAGCUUGUUGUGUAUGAUCUUGAAAACCAGAAAAUUGGAUGGACAAGGUAUAAUUGUUCUUCGAGCAUCAAAGUGAAAGAUGAAGUUUCAGGAAAUGUGAACUCCGUAAACUCCCCCGAUAUUUCUUCAGCGUUCGCUUAUAAUACAGGAAAGGCAUUAGCAGCGCUGAUGUUUGUGGCCACACUGGCUAUACAAUUUUACUAGGAUGAACUAGCACA